This is a messenger RNA of Dicrocoelium dendriticum, 551 nucleotides long. The record is from the annotation of a GenBank genome assembly. Lineage: Eukaryota; Metazoa; Platyhelminthes; Trematoda; Plagiorchiida; Dicrocoeliidae.
GUCGGUUCUCCUCUAUUCGCAUGGCUUGUCGACUUUUGCACACUGUAUGUACGCCCAUAUUGUUCUACCCUGCGGUGAGAGCCAAGGCAGUGCAAGCUACCCGGCUAGAGAGUAUCACACUUAGACGAGUGGCCGAAGCGUGUUAUGCGGCCCAACAAGGCGGUCUGCGCCGUGACAGUCGUCCGGAUUCGGAUUAUGAGGCAUCGCACCAGCAGCAGCAUGUGGAUGAUGAUGACCGGACUCUACGCGCUUGCGCUUUGCGAGCGGUUAUCCGCACUGCCCAAACAGAAGCGCCGAUUUUACCGUGCGAUCACAGUUCCACAACCAUGAGUUCCAUCACCGGCGCCCGUACGCUGGCUGACACGCUCUCCCAUACCAAGGUACAGACUGACCUACCAAUAUCAGGACAUACCCAAUCACCUUUGUCACCUUGGCUCAGCUGGUCGCGCAACGUUUUGCUCGACGCUGCAGAAGAACCAACCGACUCUUGCAAAGAAGUCCCUAACUGUAAUAUUGCUGGGGAAAUUGUCACGUCGGGGUCACCAAUUUAG